Messenger RNA from Brachypodium distachyon (stiff brome), 1004 nucleotides. RefSeq lists its product as uncharacterized. The record is from RefSeq and is a predicted model, not a curated record. NCBI's taxonomy places the organism in Eukaryota, Viridiplantae, Streptophyta, Magnoliopsida, Poales, Poaceae. The transcript is spliced from 2 exons. The coding region runs from base 122 to 766 and encodes 214 amino acids.
AAAAGGUUCAUUUAAAAGUACACAUGCAUAAGCAUCAAUCCUCUUGCUUCACUCCUCUUCUUCCUUGCUUUGAAAAAAUCUUGCCUACCCUUCCAAGGUUAGAAAACCCAACCAUCCAUGCAUGCAACAACAAAUAUACUCAGAUCAGAUCAUUCCUCGUUGCUUACUCCUUGAUUCGAUCCUUGGAUCUCCCCAUGAAUGCACGCACAUGAAGACGACGACGACGACGACGACGACGAGACGCCUCCUUCUCAGGCCAAUAAGCACAACCAGCAGCCCUCGCCGGCAGUGCCCUCUCGCCGCCGGGCUCGCGCAGCUCGACAGCUUCUCCUCCGACGACGGCGCCGGCGGCCGGUUACCCGUGCGGUGGUGCGCCGACGCCAUGCGGCUGGUGAAGCGCACGCAGCGGGACCUGAUCGCCGCCUUCUGGAGCUCCUCCGCCGCGGAGGAGGCGAGGAGAUUCGACGGAGAAGGAGACGGGGAAGAGUGGUUGGACUUGGAGAAAUACAUGGAGGAGACGGCGGCGCUGCUGGACCUCUGCAACGCGCUCAAGUCCGCUGCCGCGCGGCUGCGCCGGCGCUGCAUGGCCGCGGACUUCGCCGCCGCCGCCGGAGGCGAAGACGAGGAGAGCGCGGAGGUGAGGGGGUCAGGGGAGCUGAGGGAGGCGGCAGAGAUGCUGGGCUCCGUUGUCGAUCAGGUGUUCGACGAAGUGAUCCGGGGCCGGAACGAGAUGCUGGGGAUCCUCAGAGACAAGGCUCUCGCAUAAUUCCUUUACCGGUUGAUUGAAUAAUUUUGGGGCUUCAUGGAGCCCAAGCUUAAAAAGAAAUUUCAGGUACCUUUUAUUCUUCUCUUGAAGCAACAUAGCCUCUUCAUUUGUCCAUUUGGCAUAGGGUGAUGUUCAUUCUGAGUGAAAUGAGUCCCAGAGAUCUGGACUUAUUCAAAGUGACUUUUAGAGACUGACUGUUUGAUGAUACUGAUAAAUAGAGCAAUUGUUUAAACAUCCA